AUCGUGUUUACACGUAGCACGGAUGGCCGCUCAGCUCAGCACGCAGGACACCGGGCAUCGGUUGCCCGCCAAUGUGCGGCCGACGCACUACGAUCUUACCGUUCGGACCGACCUGGAGAACGAGACGUUCCAGGGCGUUGUUAAAGUCAGCUUGGACAUCAAACAAGAAACAUCGAGCGUCACAUUCAACAUCGCAGAUCUCGAGCUGACCGCCGCGUCCAUCUCCUCCGAUCACGAAGCUGACGUGGCUCGGCAACCGUACGCAUCGAAGUCGCUCGAUGCAGAGCGCGAGGAGGGCACGCUGGUGUUCGCGCGCGCGAUCCCCGCAGGAUCCAGGGCGCAGCUGUCGAUCGCGUUCUCGGGCGAGCUGACAGAUUCAUUGAUGGGGUACUACAAGUCCGCGUUUACGCAGGACGGGGAGGAGAGCGUCUACGCUUUGACGCAGUUCGAGCCCACGGCGGCGCGCAAGGCGUUUCCGUGCUGGGACGAGCCGGCGCUCAAGGCGACGUUCAGCGUGUCGUUGGUCUCGCGUGCGCAUCUCGUCUGUCUCGGCAAUAUGCCUGUCGAGUCGGAGGAGCCCUUCCAUCUCGAUAACAGCGAGGACCUUGACCUCGCGGGGCUUUUCGAGUCGCUUUCGGUGGAGGAUCAGAAGCCAGAGGGAGGGUGGAAGGUGACGCGGUUCCAGACGACUCCUCUCAUGUCGACAUAUAUCGUAGCGUACGCCAGCGGUCCGUUUCAGUACAUCGAGGGGUCUUACACGAGUCCUCUGAGCGGAAAGAAGCGCCCGUUGCGCGUGUACGCGACCUCGGAGAUUCUUCACCAGGCCAAGCAUGCCCUCGAUAUAGCAGAGAAGAUUGUGCCGAUCUAUGAGAGCGUUUUUGAUAUCGAGUAUCCGCUUCCAAAGCUCGAUAUUCUAGUCGCCCACGACUUCGACUCUGGCGCCAUGGAAAACUGGGGUCUGAUCACGGGAGGCACUAGCGCCUUCCUCAUGGACCCGGACAAGGUCCAGCUGAGCACGCUCAAGGGGAUCACGAGCGUCGUGUCGCAUGAGAUCGCGCACAUGUGGUUUGGGAAUAUUACGACUAUGGAGUGGUGGGAUAAUCUUUAUUUGAAUGAAGGAUUUGCGACUCUGAUGGGCGAGUACAUUGUUGUCGACAGGUUAUACCCUAAAUGGAAGGUCGACGCCGAGUUCAUCAUCGAGAACCUCAACGACGCGCUCAAUCUCGACGCGAAACCUUCUUCCCACCCUGUCGAGGUUCCUUGCCCCGAUGCCAACCUAGUUAACCAGAUCUUCGACUCCUUAUCCUACGCCAAGGGCGCUUCUGUUCUACGCAUGCUGUCCAACUUCGUCGGUCAAGAACGGUUCAUCAAGGGUGUUUCUCUAUAUCUCAAGAAACACUUGUACUCCAACACGGUCACCAAGGAUCUCUUUGAGGCGAUUGAAGAGGCGACAGGCGCGGGUGUGCCGAAAAUGAUGGACAAUUGGAUCUCCAUGAUCGGCUUCCCGGUUAUCACCGUUACCGAGACCAAGGACGGAAUCACUGUUCGUCAAGAUCGAUUCUUGGAGACGGGACACGCCGAACCCCAGGACAACGAAACAAUAUGGACCAUUCCUCUGAGCCUGCUCACGGUUGACAAGGACGGCAAGCCCCGUAUCGACAAAAGACUCGUUCUUGACACUCACGAGAAAAUGAUCCCUCUUGACAUCUCAAAGCUAUACAAGCUCAACGCAGGGACUAACGGAUUUUACCGUGUUCUGUACCCUGAUGAACGCCUUGCAAGAAUUACAGAAGAAGCGGCAAAGGGCGAAGAGAUGUUCUCGCUCAACGAUCGCAUCGGGCUCGUUCACGAUGUAUUUGCCCUCUCCAAGGCGGGUAUGAUGAGCGUAAGCGGGGCUUUGAACACUGUUAACAACCUGCGGGGCGAGAUGGAUUACAUCGUAUGGGACACCAUUGCGUCCAACCUCUCUCUGCUGCACUCAACAUGGUGGGAGAACACGAAGGUCACGAAGACCCUGGACGAGUUCCGUGCAUCCUUGUUCAAGCCCAUCAUUGAUCGGCUUGGCUAUGACGACGCACCUGACGAUGAUUCGAACACCAUCCAGUUGCGCAGUAAAGCCGUCGAACAGGCCUCGCGUGCAGGCGAGCCUUCGGUAGUGAAGGAACUGCAACAGCGCCUUGCUCAAUACAUGAAUACCGGCAACGAUUCGCACAUCUCCCCCAACAUCAUGAAUUCUGUACUCUUCACGGGUGUGCAUUAUGGUGGGCGCGACGAGUUUGAGUUCGCAAAGAAGAUCAUGGAGGACACCACGGUCCCACCUGCCACAAGCGACUCGGCAAUGGUGGCUAUCUGUCAGAUCCAGGACCCCGAGCUCAUCAAGGAGGUUUUCUCGUAUAUCCUUAAUGACACUCGAACCCAGGACCUCAUCGACAUGUUUAUGGGCCUCCAAACUAAUCUGUCUACGAGGCGUGAGGCUGCCGAGUUCUUGAAGCAGAACUUCGAUGAGAUGGAAAAGAAACUGGCAGACACUUUCGGGUUGCCAGACGCGAUCACGGUUAGCUUUAAUCAUCUCACAAAGGAUGAGGACAUUACGAUGGUCGAAGAGUUCUUCAAGGACAAGGACCGGUCCAAAUAUAACAUGGCAUAUGAUCAACUUUUGGACACCCUGCGUGCGUCCAAGGUUUGGAUCAAGCGUUCGACUGCCGAUAUUGAGAAAUGGCUCGAUGGCUGGAGUGCUGGAUCAAAACUAUGAUCUAUGUAUAGUAUCGUAUAAUAACUCACGCUCUUAGAUUGUACGAUAGACAAUGUCAACUAGACGGGUAUAAACGAACGCCGGCAGCCUGGCUUUAGCCCUGUCAUGUAACCUGAACGCCA
Messenger RNA from Coniophora puteana RWD-64-598 SS2, 2874 nucleotides. RefSeq lists its product as uncharacterized. The record is from RefSeq and is a predicted model, not a curated record. Gene Ontology annotation, cellular component: cytoplasm. Bases 23 to 2752 code for a protein of 909 amino acids. The transcript has 28 exons. Gene Ontology annotation, molecular function: peptide binding; zinc ion binding; metalloaminopeptidase activity. Lineage: Eukaryota; Fungi; Basidiomycota; Agaricomycetes; Boletales; Coniophoraceae. Gene Ontology annotation, biological process: peptide catabolic process; proteolysis.